This is a messenger RNA of Carassius auratus (goldfish), 1544 nucleotides long. RefSeq lists its product as uncharacterized. The record is from RefSeq and is a predicted model, not a curated record. The transcript has 9 exons. Bases 219 to 1544 code for a protein of 441 amino acids. NCBI's taxonomy places the organism in Eukaryota, Metazoa, Chordata, Actinopteri, Cypriniformes, Cyprinidae.
AAAACUACAAUACUACAGUAACCUCUUACUGAAGAGUUUGUUUAGAAGAGUCUUGUUUUCAUUGACCAUUAUCCAUGUUGUAGGUCAGUGGGAGAGGUGUUUGUGGAGGGGAGUGGUCAGCAGCCAGAGAGACCUCACAAAGAUCUGCCAGCAAGGUAGACGAAGAGGGAUUGGAGGUUGCGGUUUGUCGGCACGGAGUGCUUCUCUGUGCUUUAAAUAUGUACAGGGGUGAACUUUUUGCCUAUCCCCUGUACCUUCAAGAAAAGUUGGCCAGUAGGCAAGUCACUUUUUUUUGUAUGGAUGUGACCUGCAAAUAUUGUCCCUACCUGCAAAGAGUUACAAAAAGCUGCCCAGAGCUCCAGCACCUCCUUAACAUGAGACCAUUCCUUUCGGUAUUUCAUGCCAAAGCCCAUGACUUUAAAUGUGAGGUGAAAUGGAGCGGGUCGUAUCAGGAUGGGGCUGGACUAACACUAGGGGAGGAGGUGGAACAGUGCAAUGCCUUCCUCUCUAGGAUUGCAGUGACAACAAAACAUAUGUCAAAAGCAGGACGCACAGACAUGCUGACUCUCAUGGCCAUGCGAUGGAAUCAGCAAAAGUUCCGAAAUUUGGCAGUUUCACUGACUCGCCGAUAUCAGAAGACCAGAAAAGCUCUGCAAAGCCAGUUACAAAACCUAGAGUCCUUGAAAGCCCAAUUGGCAGUGACAGAGAGCCAACUGGAAGACUGGGUCAGUGAUGUAAAGGAGUGGGCAGGCGCAGCAAGAGUAACAACCACAAAUGAUGCUGAUGGCUUGGCCAGCAGAAUUGAGGUCCUGGUAGCGAGUAUCAAGAGACGUUCCCAUCGGCUCUACAAAGAUACCGAUGGGAACAAAGGUCGUGCCAGAAUCCGCCGCAAGAUCAGGGAGGAGAAGGGCAUCCUGACAUCUGUUGUGGAGAAAUACAACAGAAUGGUUCCAAGCACAGAAAGUCUUUGCAUGGAAACCAUUCUGUCUGGUGAGACAGCUUGGCCAUGGCAGCUACCACACAGUGACUCUGUCGAUCUAAGGACAAAAAGAAGAGCGUUUGACAUCAUCAUGUCAGUAAGAAGACUUGAGGAGGAGCUGAAGAUUCUUGUGGCAGAGAUGGACCACCACUGGAAAUCUCUUUCAACUCGUGCUGAUACCCUCAGAGAGCUGUCCCACAUGUUUGCCAGUGAGACAAUGAGAAAUUCACCAUGUGGCUUAAGUGAAAAGGGUUUGAAAGGUCUGCAGAGCAUCAUCCUGAGAAAGCAACAUAAAGUCAGAGAAAUGAAGGUGCAAGCAAGAGACUGUUACCUGCAAGUUUUGUCUGGAGAAGGCAACAUCAACUUUUUGUACAGUGCUUCAGCUGAUGAGUAUGACAGUGACUUCAAAAUCACGAUGUUCCGCUCUCAAUGCACUUCGAUCCCAUACGCUGUUUUGGGACGGCAACUGGAGUGGAAAAGCUCAUUUGUGCCACCCUUGUGGACACGCCACUGCUCUAAGGCUCUGCCAGCUUUUAUCAAUGCAUCUUUUUGGGGUUUUGUGUAA